This is a messenger RNA of Symbiodinium sp. CCMP2592, 609 nucleotides long. The record is from the annotation of a GenBank genome assembly. NCBI's taxonomy places the organism in Eukaryota, Dinophyceae, Suessiales, Symbiodiniaceae.
AUGGCUUUCUUCCCCCACCUUUGCAUGAUGCUCUCCCUGAUGGCGGCUGCUACUGCGCAGACCUUCUCCACGACUCCAGGGCAGAUCGACGCCAAAGUUACACUGCAGACCAACAGCUCUUGGCACUUGGGGGGUUUCUGUCUGGGCCAGGCAGGGCCCGAAACGACGAAGGCUGCAGAGAUUCAGGCGCAUGUGGAGUGGGAAGGCCAGCAACAGCUGAGCCAGACUGGACCGGUGAUGCUGGUGGCUUUCGAUGCUCGAGAGCAUCGUUGGGGCGCCGUCAAAGAGGCUUGGGGCCAGAUGACUUGUGAGGAGAAGUUGAGCGCCGCCAGCAUGCAGCGUCAUCUGGGCAAGAACCACAGCUACACUGACUUCACUUUCCGCAUCAACGUGCACCAGACAUCGGGCAUCAGAGACUGGCACUUCGCAGUCCUCACGUGUGGUGAAACGGAGCAGGCCACGUUGUCGCUGAGGCUGGUUGCAACGAAUGGCGCCCUGAACAUGUUCGAGGCCAACACCCACUUCGACACAAGCAGCUGCCCCGUGGUGUCUUGGACAGAAUUGCUCUUGCCGAUGUGCGCCAUGUGGGGUAGUAGGAUUGAGGAUUGA